This is a messenger RNA of Melampsora larici-populina 98AG31, 2046 nucleotides long. RefSeq lists its product as uncharacterized. Lineage: Eukaryota; Fungi; Basidiomycota; Pucciniomycetes; Pucciniales; Melampsoraceae. Gene Ontology annotation, molecular function: 3'-flap endonuclease activity; crossover junction DNA endonuclease activity; DNA binding. Gene Ontology annotation, biological process: DNA catabolic process; mitotic intra-S DNA damage checkpoint signaling; double-strand break repair via break-induced replication. The record is from RefSeq and is a predicted model, not a curated record. The transcript has 6 exons. Gene Ontology annotation, cellular component: nucleus; Holliday junction resolvase complex. Bases 1 to 1797 code for a protein of 598 amino acids.
AUGCCUCAGACAGUCAAUUCUCUGUGGGCGAGUUGGGUUCAAAAAGCGGCGAACGAUGCUGUCGCCAAUGGACGAAGGGAGGCUGAUUCAUAUAAGGGAGCUGCUAGGGCGAUUGGGGCACAUCAUAUCAAGCUCGUACACCCUUCAGAGGCAUUGGCACUGAAAGGUGUUGGACCUAAGACUGUAGCCAUCAUUGCUUCACGUUUGCGAGACUAUUGCGAAGAAAACAACCUGGAAUUCCCGGCUACACGUGAGCGAACAAAUCAUCAUUCUCAUUUUUGCUUCAUGGCUUUGGAUGAUGAUUCAGAAGAUGAAAACCCUUUAGCGAGUUGCUCUACUAACUCCGCUGCUCGCAAUCGAUUGUCCGAUGCCAAUCCCCGAUCCAAAUCACGGACUAGAAAAGAAUACAUACCUGGGUCCCGGACAGGCGGGUGGGGGAUUCUUAUUGCUUUGUAUUUUGCUCAUGAUGACGCUUUCCCUUCAAAUGAUCUUACCAAGGAAGAAAUCAUUCAGACCGCUCAAGAAUUUUGUGAUUCAAGCUAUACAAUACCAGCAGCUAGAGGAGGAGGGGCUGGCAAUAGCGGUAAUUUUACAGCCUGGUCGAAUAUGUCAAAAUUGAAGGAGGAAGGCUUGGUACUCGGUCUCAAUGGACGGCCAGCCAAGUGGACUCUAACACGGCAAGGCCUAACCCUGGCACGUGCGGUAGCUCGACAAGCAGCACUUCCUCAGCUUGAGAUCAAUGAGGAGACUUUACCCAUUGGUCCACAACGUGCACCUCUUUCACCGCAUACUUCGAGCCAAUCUAUGGCCGGGAGUUGUCAAAAUAGAAAGUCGCAAGUCGAAUCAUUUUUCGAUCGAAUAAACCCUCAAGAGUGGCAAGCUGGGACGUAUGACAUUCGCCUGCUACUGGAUCAUCGAGAAUUGAAGUCCACUGACGACCGGUCAGCUUUCUUCGACCUAUGUCAAGCGGAGGCUCUAAAGCUGGCAAAUAGAAAGGAGGCUGCAAUCGUGGUAGAGCAACGCGUACUUCCUGUUGGAGAUGCUCUCUGGAUUGCUGUUCACAAAGUGACUGGAGAAGAGGUGGUUCUGGAUAGUAUAGUCGAACGCAAGCGACUUGAUGAUCUCUGUACCAGCAUUCACGAUGAUCGCUAUCACGAGCAAAAGGCACGCUUGAAAAAGUCGGGAUUGAAAGACAUCAUCUAUCUCGUUGAGAACUAUAAUCAAAAAGCCAAUCAAGUUAAAUUCGGACAGAUGAUACAGACGGCAAAAGCGGAAGUCAUGGUAUUGAAUGAUUGUCACUUGGAAUUGACAGAUGACUGGAGGGCGUCCGUGAGAUAUCUGAUCAUGCGAAGUCGCGUGAUCUUUGAAGUUCAUCAAAACCUCGAUCUUUGGGUGAUUCCAGAUGAUAAGAUCGACAGAGCUUCAUAUCUUUCAACCUUGAGCACUCUUCGCAAAUCACACCCCAGUCAUUACUGGGUAUCAUCCUACCCCUCCUUUGAGAAACUCAACGACAAGUCAGCCAAUCUGAAUGUUCGUCAGAUCUGGGCGCGUAUGGCUUUUUGCAUCAGUGGAAUGAGUGCUGAAAAGGUAGAUAGCCUUGUUAAGCGCUGGGAAUCUCCCAGGACAUUUUGGGAUGCCUAUAAGGAACAUCGGAUUUCUUCAUCAACCCAGGUACAGGAAUGGAGUUGGAUCCAAGAUGCAAAUGAGUCCGAGUUCCGGCGGAUUACACCCAGUCUGUGCAAAAAGAUUUGGGAUAUUUUUAAUUCAUCAGAAUAUGAUGCACAGGAUGGAGUCUGAUGAUUGUAGGUGUCACCCGACAUCUUGUGUUUUCACUAUGGUGGUAUAUUCUCUACUUUUUGAUCAGACUUAUACCAACUUGCAGAUACUACAAGAUAUCAAGCUGUGAAACAUUUCUUCUUAAUACUUCCAAAAUACUCUUGUGCCUUACUAGAUAUCAUCGUUAUGUUAAACUCUGGCCUCCGGAGACACCUAGACAGGGCAGAACAUAUGUGAAGGAAAUCGAACCAUUUAAGUGGAGGUCACAUC